UAACCCUACGCGCGUUGAGGUAGUAACCUCAUUUCUUAGCAAGUGCUUUAUAUCUUCUUUCAAAAACAAAACAGGUAUCGAUAAACCGCUUGCGAUAUGCCAUUCUGUUAAUCUGAGACGAAAAAUGGGGCCGUUAUUACCAGAAUGUUCGUUCGGGAACUUUAUAAGCUUUGUUGGUACAGUAUUGACAGCAAAGGAUAAGGAGUUGAGUGAAUUAGUGAGUGAACUAAGAGAAGCAAUGAAAAAAGUGGACAUUGAUACUCUGAAGAAGAUAAAAAGUGGAGGUGAAGUAGGAUUCCUCAAGUAUUAUGAUGCAAUGAAAGAGGUCAGAAGUUUAUAUACUAACCCGGAAUUCGGCAGUGAAGCGACGGAGUUUGUUGGGUUUACCAGUUCGUGCAACUUCGGUAUAUAUGAUAUUGAUUUUGGCUGGGGAAAGCCAAUAUGGGCGGCUUGUCUUGUACCGGACGCCGAUGAGUCACAUGUCAGUUUCGUUUUUUUGAUGGAUAGAAGAGUAGAUAAAGGAAUAGAAGCAUGGGUGUUGAUGAAGGAAGAUGAGUUUGAUGUUUUAGGAAAGGAUACAGAGCUUCUUCAAUAUGCUUCCAUUAAUCCAUCUCCAAUUUAUAAUUAA
Jatropha curcas is the source of this 628-nucleotide messenger RNA. Its product is annotated as epi-neemfruitin B 7-O-acetyltransferse L7AT. Lineage: Eukaryota; Viridiplantae; Streptophyta; Magnoliopsida; Malpighiales; Euphorbiaceae. The record is from RefSeq and is a predicted model, not a curated record.